Colletotrichum godetiae is the source of this 565-nucleotide messenger RNA. RefSeq lists its product as uncharacterized. The record is from RefSeq and is a predicted model, not a curated record. NCBI's taxonomy places the organism in Eukaryota, Fungi, Ascomycota, Sordariomycetes, Glomerellales, Glomerellaceae. The transcript is spliced from 3 exons. The coding region runs from base 1 to 432 and encodes 143 amino acids.
AUGGGAAUACGGAGUGUGGUAAAGUGGCUUAAUCUAUCAAAGUGGAAAAAGACAAAAGAAAAAGGUUUACAUACGAGUUCACAUGAAGGAGAUUUCGUGGGUUGCGAUUCUGAUCCCUGUUACGUGACAGGAGUCAUUCAUGCGGGCAAUGACAGCGUUGGACCGUUGGCGCCCAUCACCGGCGUGUAUGAUUUUUCGUGGAUCGCCAAUGCAUCGAAACUGUCAGUCGCCGACCGUGUACUACUAGUCGACGUCGGCGGUGGCAGCGGCCGUGCGGCCCAGGCUAUCUGCGAGAGCACCGACCUGUCGCUGGCACGACGUAUGCUCGGGAACAAGGAGCCUGUCAUCUCGAAGGUUGACGAAUCGGGUACUCUUCCGGGAUGGACGCUCAUGCUGAUUGAAAUGCACAAGAGAACAUCUGAGCUACCUUGAAUGUAGGAGCAGGCAACAAGAGUAUGAAGCCAUUGACGUUGCUUGCUUGAGAUUUUCCCAACUAAGAUUACUUAGUGCCUUUGCCCCAACCUUAUCUGCUUAGCUUUGGGUUCAUAAACACGAUCAUCACAAC